UCGAUGAUGUGUAUAUUUUGUACAGUUGUUUCCGACAGGGAAAAAUUCGCUCGCUGUUUAAAUAUCGUGUGUGUUUUAGAGCUUCUGCUGACAGACAGAAGUUAGACAGCCGGUCAAAUUGAACAGCUAGCUGUCCUGUGGGCUGUAAAGUUUCACGGUAACUGGGCAGGAUUUCUACGUCAGUGUUGUCAACUUCUUAUUGUUAUGGUCACUGCGUUUUCUCCUCUGUCAGCCACCCUUCAGCUUUCCAGGCCGGGGUGGAAAUAGAUAGAAACUACUUCACCACAUGAUGGAGGAUUUAACUUGGGAUCAUCAUGGCUGCUGUGACGGUGUGGCGUUUCACCAGUGGUCGCCGUGUCCUCGGAGGUUGGGGUCCGCUGCUUUGUGUCGCACUCGGCUCACUGGUGGCAGUCCUGAUGCCACUGGUCGGGGUGAAAAACCAGUGCUGUUCCUCCCUAAAGGGUAUAUCUCAGCUCCGCUGCCAUCUGUGGGGGAAUUCGGAACCGACUCCAGCUGUGCAGUCUACCAGUCUGACUGUCCCCUUCACUGCUUUGGAUCUGCUGCCUCAGAGGUCCAAGCCGAGCAAAGAGAUUGAACUAGAGGCCAAUGCAGCACUGCAGCAGGCUCUGGAGAUGAAGAAAAUUGGGAAAAGGGAAAAGGCUCACAAGCUGCUGGUGCAUGCGCUUAGUAUGAACCCAGACUUUGUGGAUGCUCUGACAGAGCUGGGGACCAUUCUAGAGGAGGAGAAAGAUGUUGUACAGGCAGACCACCUCUACACAAAGGCAUUGGCCAUCUCACCCUGUAAUGAGAGAGCUCUGGUCAGCCGAGAUCGAACUCUUCCCUUGGUGGAGGAAAUUGACCAACGUUACUUCAGCAUUAUUGAUAGUAAAGUGCGAAGGCUUAUGUCCAUUCCUAAAGGCAACUCUGCACUCCGACGGGUGAUGGAGGAAACGUACUACCACCACAUCUACCACACAGUGGCCAUUGAGGGCAACACACUCACUCUAUCUGAGAUUCGCCACAUCAUUGAGACGCGCUAUGCUGUCCCUGGAAAGAGCCUCCAGGAGCAGAACGAAGCUAUCGGUGUGGAUGCAGCCAUGAAGUAUAUUAACACCACGUUAUUGUCCAGAUCAGGUGCCAUCACUGUUAGUGACAUAUUGGAGAUUCACAGACGGGUGCUUGGUUAUGUGGACCCUGUGGAAGGUGGAAGGUUGCGCACCAGUCAGGUAUUUGUGGGCCACCACAUCCCACCCCACCCUCAGGACCUGCAGAGACACAUGCAGGAGCUUGUUCAGUGGCUCAACUCUGAUGAAGCCCUGCAGCUGCACCCUGUGGAGUAUGCAGCCCUCGCCCACUACAAACUGGUGUAUAUUCAUCCUUUUGUUGAUGGCAAUGGACGCACAUCACGCCUGCUCAUGAACCUUGUGCUCAUGCAAGCGAGUUACCCACCGAUUACUAUUCGCAAAGAGCAAAGAGCUGAAUAUUACGCAGCUCUAGACACAGCCAAUGAGGGUGACGUCCGACCCUUCAUUCGUUUUAUAGCCAAAUGUACAGAGAUAACGCUGGACACAUUGUUGAUUUCUACAACAGAGCACACCGUGGGCCUGCCAGGAUCCAGCCAGGACCAGGCCUGCCCCAACUGCAAACAGACCAUCCCAGUCCAUAACUGAGCUGGAGAUGGAAGGUUAAAAGUGAGCAUGAGGCAUAAAUUAAUUUUAAUAUCAGUUCCAUUAUAAUAAAACGUCUUCGAUCAUGUCACUGUUUGGCCAUAUUUAACCUAAUUAUUCCCACGUGGUUUCUAAAUCUGAACUAUAAUUUGGAGGAUGCUUUGUUUUUUUUGGUUUUUUUUGCUUUCAUGAAAAUAAUUUGCCUCUACGGUGAAAAUAAAUUAUUGGCGUAUACUUUGUAACUAUUUUCCAAAGGAGGAUUAAUUUCUAUCAGAGAACAGUGUGAGUACUGCUGGCGUAGAGAACCUAUUGCUUUAUGCUGCCAUCAGACACCCAAAUGAUUUCCACUGGUUGUGUAUGAACAUUUGUCUGAUCAAGAUGUCUGCUAACACUGUAAAGCACUUUAAUGUAUUUAUUUUCUAAUUUUUUAAAUAAAAGUCAUUAACUUAUA
This is a messenger RNA of Melanotaenia boesemani (Boeseman's rainbowfish), 2118 nucleotides long. RefSeq names its product FIC domain protein adenylyltransferase (gene ficd). NCBI's taxonomy places the organism in Eukaryota, Metazoa, Chordata, Actinopteri, Atheriniformes, Melanotaeniidae. The transcript has 2 exons. The record is from RefSeq and is a predicted model, not a curated record. Gene Ontology annotation, molecular function: protein binding. Bases 315 to 1670 code for a protein of 451 amino acids.